This is a messenger RNA of Rangifer tarandus platyrhynchus (Svalbard reindeer), 897 nucleotides long. The record is from the annotation of a GenBank genome assembly. Lineage: Eukaryota; Metazoa; Chordata; Mammalia; Artiodactyla; Cervidae.
AUGACAGAUGCCGCCGUGUCCUUCGCCAAGGACUUCCUGGCAGGUGGAGUGGCCGCGGCCAUCUCCAAGACCGCGGUCGCGCCCAUCGAGCGGGUGAAGCUGCUGCUGCAGGUGCAGCAUGCCAGCAAGCAAAUCACUGCAGAUAAGCAGUACAAGGGCAUCAUAGACUGCGUGGUUCGAAUCCCCAAGGAGCAGGGAGUCCUGUCCUUCUGGCGUGGUAACCUGGCCAAUGUGAUCAGAUACUUCCCCACCCAGGCUCUCAACUUUGCCUUCAAAGAUAAAUACAAGCAGAUCUUCCUGGGUGGUGUGGACAAGAGGACCCAGUUUUGGCGCUACUUUGCAGGGAAUCUGGCAUCAGGUGGUGCCGCCAGGGCCACGUCCCUGUGUUUCGUGUACCCUCUCGACUUUGCCCGUACCCGUCUAGCAGCCGACGUGGGCAAAGCUGGAGCUGAAAGGGAAUUCAGAGGCCUCGGUGACUGCCUGGUUAAGAUCUACAAAUCUGAUGGGAUUAGAGGCCUGUACCAAGGCUUUAACGUGUCUGUGCAGGGUAUUAUCAUCUACCGAGCUGCCUACUUCGGUAUCUAUGACACUGCCAAGGGAAUGCUUCCAGAUCCCAAGAACACACAUAUCUUCAUCAGCUGGAUGAUUGCACAGUCGGUCACAGCAGUUGCUGGGUUGACUUCCUAUCCGUUUGACACUGUGCGUCGCCGCAUGAUGAUGCAGUCAGGGCGCAAAGGAACUGAUAUCUUGUACACAGGCACGCUUGACUGCUGGAGGAAGAUUGCUCGUGAUGAAGGAGCCAAAGCCUUUUUCAAAGGCGCGUGGUCCAAUGUUCUCAGAGGCAUGGGCGGGGCUUUUGUGCUUGUCCUGUAUGAUGAAAUCAAGAAGUUCACCUAA